Phaedon cochleariae (mustard beetle) is the source of this 450-nucleotide messenger RNA. Lineage: Eukaryota; Metazoa; Arthropoda; Insecta; Coleoptera; Chrysomelidae. The record is from the annotation of a GenBank genome assembly.
AUGUAUGGUGUCAAACAUGUAGACAAAGUUAACCAAGCGCGGUUGGAAUUAUUCCAUGAAGCUUACAAGACCAAUGAUAGUCAAGAAUCAUUUGUUAAGAAUAUCCGGAAUUGUGAUGCCUCUAACUUACCACCAUGUUCAUCAGAAUUAAGACAACAAAUACUACGAAGCUCGUACAUUGCCAGUAUUUGGCUCAAUGCCCAUUUGCAACAGCCGACGGAAAAGUUGCCAGAAAAUUACGGCUUGAUCAUCAAUGAUAAUAAAUACGAAUUCUUGUGGUUUGAAGGAGAUCAAAUGCCCCAAUAUAUUAGUGAUGUACUCACUGAUUCCUCCAGUGAAAACAGCAAAGAUGAAAAGGGUGACAAUGAUUCAGAUAUGGACUCCCGUGCAUUGAGUGAUCUUGAUUCGGCAGACGAUGAGGAGGGUGAUUCCGACUGGCAAGAGGAUUGA